UGCAUAUCCUGUUUCUCUGACUCAGAGGAUGAUGGCUAUCGGGAGAGGAGGUUAGUGGAGCUGCUCCGCAUAGAUGCUCGCGCCGCUGGACAACACUACGAGGAAGAACACAAAACGGCGGAUAUCCAAAGAUGGAGGGGUUUGCUGCGGACAUGCUGAGCGGUGGCCGGGCUCUGCUGGGCGAGGACAGCUCAGUGAUGGCGCGCAUGCAGAAGAAGUUCUGGAAGACCAAGCAGGUCCUCAUCAAAGCUACAGGCAAAAAGGAGGACGAGUAUGUGGUGGCUUCAGAUGCCGACCUGGACGCCAAGCUUGAGUUCUUCCGCUCCGUUCAGCUAACGUGCACAGAGCUGCUGAAGGUGAUCGAAAAGUACCAGCACAGAAUCACACGGUUGUCCCAGGAGGAGAACGAGCUCGGCCUGUUCUUGCGUUUCCAGGCUGAACGUGACCGAACUAAGGCCGGGAACAUGAUGGAGGCCACCAGCAAGGCCCUGUGCACCUCUGCCAAGCAGAGGAUGGCGCUUUGCCCGCCAUUGCAGCGCAUGUAUCAGGAAGUGGAGACGUUCCGACGGCGCGCCAUAGCCGACACGCUGCUGACGGUCAGCCGGAUGGAGAAGACCCGCACGGAGUACAGGGGAGCGCUGCUUUGGAUGAAGGACGUCUCUCAGGAACUGGACCCGGACACCUACAAACAGCUGGAGAAGUUCCGCAAGGUCCAGUCGCAGGUCAGAGGGACUAAGAGCCAGUUUGAGAAGCUGAAGAAUGACGUGUGUCAGAAGGUGGACAUGCUGGGAGCAAGCCGCUGUAACAUGCUGUCUCACUCCCUCUGCACCUACCAGACCACUCUGCUGCAGUUCUGGGAGAAAACGGCCAACGCCAUGUCAGGAAUCCAUGAGGCCUUCCAAGGGCACAUACCGUACCAGUUCACCACAAUCAAGCAUCUACGGGAUCCACUGGAGGAAAUCUCUGAUUCCCAAAAAGAAGAGAAGGACGAAAAGGCCCGACAGAGCAACACAGACAGCCUGGUGUCCUUGGAUGAUGACAAGCCAGCAGAAAGUGCAUCUAAUUCAGACCUUAAGCUCAGCAGUGAUGGGCAGAGUGAGGCUGGUGAAAAUGCCAUGCACGACCUCAGAGGGCUCUCUGGAGACGCCGGCGACGACCUUAUGCUCAUGGCCUGUGGCAUGCCGCCCCCACCAGGCGCCCCCCUGGUCCCGCCUCCUCCUCAGAUCGGCGACCAGAGCGAGAGCUGGAGUUUUGGACGCUUCGAGUCCAGCCUCCCACAGCUGCCCGCCUCGGGUGACAGUUUGCUCUCAGUCGGUCUGCCGAUCCCAUCAGAACCAGGGCUAAUGCUGGAGGAGGAAGAUGGUGAGCGGAGCGACAUGGCUUUCCUGAAGGACCUCCUCAGCCCGGGCCCAGGGGGCAGUGAUGAGUUCAGCAGAGAGUGGCAGGACGCCUUUGGGACGUUCGACCCUCCCAGCGUUCCUGCAGCUGGCACCGGACCCGCCCGUCCCCCUUCCAACCCACCCAGCCCCACAGGCUUCCUGCCGUCACAGCUGCUGGAUCACAGUUUGAGCUCCUCAGGUUGGGUGACCCCCCCCAUGUUCCAAGCUCCACCCCUGCAGCUGCCCCCUGGUCAGAACCAGGCAGCUCCCCGCUCUCAGCCGGCUGCAGCUAACGCAGCUUCAGGAGGAUCCAAAGACAUGUCUGCGUGGUUCAACCUGUUCGCCGACCUCGACCCGCUUUCCAACCCCGACGCCAUCGGACGCUCUGCUGAUGAGCUGCUCAACGCCUGAACCUCUCGGAGCUGCUUCAAUGUACCUUCACUCUCUCUUUGAAAAAACAAAAAUCUGUAUUACUGCAAAUUUUCAUUCCAUCAUAAUUGAGCACAUACACACACUAAUCUCCUUAGAGGCUUGAAACACUGAGCUGAUAAACUCUCAGCUGCUGUAACCGACUUUAAUACCAAGUUAAACACCGAGGCUGCGGUGGUUCGUGUUACCUGAUCAUGACUGCAGCGCCUGGACGUUAGGGAGGGUGUCUGGGCCCCGCCUUUGUUUUGGAUGUUGCCGUGCGCUUUCUGUGUUUGGUUUGUUUGGGCGUGUGUCUGUUUGCUGAGUGUACAUACCCAGAGAUCCAGAAUGGAUAAAAAAAAA
Xiphophorus maculatus (southern platyfish) is the source of this 2150-nucleotide messenger RNA. It is a transcript of the gene ical1, whose product is annotated as islet cell autoantigen 1 like. Gene Ontology annotation, biological process: regulation of transport. NCBI's taxonomy places the organism in Eukaryota, Metazoa, Chordata, Actinopteri, Cyprinodontiformes, Poeciliidae. The coding region runs from base 132 to 1790 and encodes 552 amino acids. The transcript is spliced from 15 exons. The record is from RefSeq and is a predicted model, not a curated record. Gene Ontology annotation, cellular component: Golgi apparatus. Gene Ontology annotation, molecular function: protein domain specific binding.